This is a messenger RNA of Rhodofomes roseus, 1073 nucleotides long. RefSeq lists its product as uncharacterized. The record is from RefSeq and is a predicted model, not a curated record. The coding region runs from base 270 to 809 and encodes 179 amino acids. NCBI's taxonomy places the organism in Eukaryota, Fungi, Basidiomycota, Agaricomycetes, Polyporales, Fomitopsidaceae. The transcript is spliced from 2 exons.
CUUGGCAGGUACGACGACCCGUAAUUUUCGACGAUGCCAUAUAUGUUCCAAACAAUAAAUGCAGUCCAGUGUGCGAGAUUACAACUUGAAGCCGGAUUAUGAGACAACAGGCAAACCAUACCUACCGCUUGCAAGUGAUGUCUCGUGCCGCCCAUCUUUCCUCAACACCCUCAAAGCAAGACAUGCAGGCCUGGGAGGUUUCAUUGACCUCCCGGAGUUGAGUCUGCCAUCACUCCGAGUCGUCCCACUCGUCCAGUUCUUUGCAAGUUAUGUAUAGGGAGUCAUCCAGUUUGAUAAGGUCAGCUUGCAUUUCCUCCAGUUUGUGUUGUGUUGCCUUGAGCGUCGCCUCAGUCGUAGCCAAGCGAUCCUCCAGAUCCGCAGCAGUCGUCCCUCUCAGCCCGUGGGUUGCGAGGUGCCUCUCAAACACUGCUUGGCGGCUGUCCUGUUGCCGUAACAUGGCCAGCAGGCCGGAGACAAUCCCAACGAAUUGUGCGACGCAUGGCGCAUGCAGUUGCGCAGAUUGUAUCUGCAGCCGCAACUGCUCCAACUCCAAGCCCGGCAGGGAAACGACAGGCAAGGGGGCCACGAGUGGCGCAACAGAGGCGAGGCGAGGCGAGGCGAGGCGCGACUUUCAAAGUCGCAGGACCGCCAGUAGCGGUUGUGGGAGGCUGCCUGGAAUCGGCCACGGCGGUCACUGGCCGGACCCCAUUAGGUUGAUUGGCAGUCACCUUGCCAGGCUCGGGUUGUGGGUCAGACAUGGUCGCGCCCAGUUCAUUGAGCUGAGCGCAUACAACACUGCAUGCCAUUGACAUUGACACCGUUGUCGUCAUCAACAUAGCCAUCGCCACCGUCAUCUACGCCGUCGGCCCGCGGCUUGUUGCCCUUUGCUUUGGCAGCCGCCAGCGGAUGUUCGUCUUCAUCGGACGUCUCCAUGUGGUUUGACUUCAGCUUUUCCUUCGCUUGCCGCGGCCGCUUCGUUGCACCUGGCUGACGUGUGUCUUUAUCGUCCUCGGCCGCUCUUGCACGCUUCUUCCCUGCUUUGCUGGCCGACUCUGCGGGGCCAGGCUGAUAGG